This is a messenger RNA of Tinamus guttatus (white-throated tinamou), 1182 nucleotides long. The record is from RefSeq and is a predicted model, not a curated record. Lineage: Eukaryota; Metazoa; Chordata; Aves; Tinamiformes; Tinamidae.
UAAUCUGCAGUGGAUAUGACUUCGGCUAUCUAAUCAAAAUCCUGACAAACUCUAAUUUACCUGAAGAAGAGCUGGACUUCUUUGAGAUAUUGAGAUUGUUUUUCCCUGUCAUCUACGAUGUAAAAUAUCUCAUGAAGAGUUGCAAAAAUCUAAAGGGUGGAUUGCAAGAAGUGGCUGAGCAGUUAGAGCUGGAAAGGAUAGGACCACAGCAUCAGGCAGGAUCUGAUUCUUUACUCACAGGAAUGGCCUUUUUCAAAAUGAGAGAAAUGUUCUUUGAAGAUCACAUUGACGAUGCCAAAUAUUGUGGCCACUUAUAUGGCCUUGGUUCGGGGUCAUCGUAUGUACAAAACGGCACAGGAAACGCGUAUGAAGAAGAAGCCAACAAGCAGUCAUGACAUGAAAUGAAAGGCCGUCUUUUUGGAGCUCCACGUGCUUGUAUAUAGGUUUUAUCUCUGGUUGAACCCCUUGGACAAUAAGGCUUUUUUUCCCCCUUUCUCAGCACACAUUCUUUUCUGCCUUUCUAUGUACUAAACCUGACUGUUCCUAUCACAGAUUUUGAUCUUAAUAUGUAGAAUUUUCUGGGUUACUUCUGUCAUAGCCAGCCCAUUUGUAAAGAAGUAUGUACAGGAUCAGUGUGGCAGAGAGGAGGGGAAAACUAAAUCAUAAUGAAUAGUCUUGUAAACUUACCUAGUUGGUCUUAGUUUUUUUUUUGUCUCUCCCUCUCCCCACCCCCUUUCCUUCUACAAAUUAACUAGCACUGAUUAUAACCAACUCCCCCCUUCUUGUCUGUCCCUUCCAGUACGCAGGCGUUUUAGCUAUUCAAGAUUGUGGACCAUCAAAUUUGCACUUUAGAGGGUGACUCUGACUCAGAUCCUCUGUUUUAUUUGAAGUUUUUUUUUCUUUUGCCCUUAGCUAGAAAACAAUCAUUCGCCAAGUUCAGCAGCUUCACUCUGAAUUUCCUUGGUAUCAGUCUGUAGCACAUGACUCAUUUGCUGCAUUUGUUCGAGCAAAACAAACUACUGAAAUUGUAAUAACUGCUGUUAUUUUACUAGUGUUCACUCAUGGUCAAACCCAUCCUGCACGUGCCAGCCUCUGGCUGGCCUGCUGCUUUAAACCCGCUCGCUCUGUGAUGGGGGAAGGACGUUGGAAAACCAGCUUUACACCCUUCAGGAGAAGCACAGC